Messenger RNA from Diaporthe amygdali, 1914 nucleotides. RefSeq lists its product as uncharacterized. Gene Ontology annotation, cellular component: trans-Golgi network. The record is from RefSeq and is a predicted model, not a curated record. Gene Ontology annotation, biological process: proteolysis; apoptotic process. Gene Ontology annotation, molecular function: serine-type carboxypeptidase activity. The coding region runs from base 1 to 1914 and encodes 637 amino acids. NCBI's taxonomy places the organism in Eukaryota, Fungi, Ascomycota, Sordariomycetes, Diaporthales, Diaporthaceae. The transcript is spliced from 3 exons.
AUGGCUUUCCUCACGCAGCUGAGGGUGCCAUCAGUGGCAGCCCUCCUCGCUGCAAUAGCAUUGCCAUGGCUAGAUACAGUCAGCGCACAGAAGAGCGCGGCGGACUACUUCGUCCACGCACUGCCCGGCGCUCCCGCGACCCCCUUCAUCAAGAUGCAUGCUGGACACAUCGAAGUAACACCGGAGCACAAUGGAAACCUUUUCUUCUGGCAUUACCAGAACCAACACAUCGCUAAUAGACAACGGACGGUCAUCUGGCUAAAUGGCGGCCCCGGGUGUAGCUCCGAGGACGGCGGCCUGAUGGAGAUUGGCCCCUAUCGGUUGAAGGACGACAAGACUUUGGUACUGAACGAUGGAUCAUGGCACGAGUUUGCGAACCUGCUCUUCGUCGAUAACCCUGUCGGCACCGGGUUCAGCUAUGUUGACACCGACUCAUACGUCACCGAGCUCGAUCAGAUGGCCGACCAAUUUGUCACGUUUCUUGAGAAAUGGUUCGCCCUUUUCCCUGAGUACGAACAAGAUGAUAUCUAUAUCGCCGGUGAAUCCUACGCUGGACAGCAUAUCCCUUACAUUGCGAAGCACAUGCUUGAACGAAACAAGAAACCUGGUAUCGCACACCAGUGGGCCUUGAAGGGCCUCCUGAUCGGCAAUGGAUGGAUCUCCCCGCCAGAACAAUACGAAGCGUAUCUUGAUUUCGCGUACGAGAAGGGCAUCGUCAAGAAGGGCAGCGAGACGGCCAAGAAGAUCGAGGUGCAGCAUAGAAUCUGCCAGAAAGACCUUGCCGUCGACAGCAACAAGGUCGAUCAUGCGUCCUGCGAAAAUAUCCUGCAGGACAUCUUGCAGUACACAACCACUGGCGGAUCUGAUGGAAAACAAAAUUGUGUCAACAUGUACGAUGUGCGACUUACAGACACCUACCCCUCGUGCGGUAUGAACUGGCCGCCGGACUUGGUGCAUGUGACCCCUUAUCUGCGCAGGAAGGACGUCGUAGAGGCCCUCCACAUCGACCAGGCCAAAAACACGGGCUGGUCAGAGUGCAGUGGAUCCGUGGGCAGUCACUUCAAGGCAUCUAAUUCGGUUCCGGCUAUCAAAUUUCUCCCGGACAUCCUGAAAGAGGUUCCUAUACUUUUGUUUUCUGGCGCGGAGGACCUGAUCUGCAACCACCUUGGCACCGAGGCCUUUAUUGGCAACAUGGAGUGGAACGGCGGAAAGGGCUUCGAGCUGUCGCCCGGCACGUGGGCCCCACGCAGGGAGUGGACCUUCGAGGGAAAGGUCGCGGGCUUUUGGCAGGAGGCACGGAACCUGACAUACGUCCUAUUUUACAACAGCUCCCACAUGGUGCCCUUCGACGUUUCGCGCCAGUCGCGGGACAUGCUGGACCGUUUCAUGGGCGUGGACAUCAGCAGCAUCGGCGGCAAGCCCACGGACUCUUAUCUGGACGGCGAAAAACUGCCCGAGACAUCUGUCGGCGGCACGGCUGGCAACAGCACCGCGUCGCAGGAGGCUGAGAAGGAGAAGCUCGAGGCAGCCAAGUGGUCAGCUUACCAACGGUCAGGCGAGAUCAUCUUGGUGAUCGUGUCGGUGGCAGCCGCAGCUUGGGGAUACUUCGUCUGGAAGGAGCGUCGGAAGAGGAAGGGCAUGGGAUACCUUGGUCUCUCUCAGGGCAGCUCCAUUGGCCUGCAGACCAGCCAGAGGCGGGACUUCCGCAGCCGAGGGGCAACGAACGCUCGGGAUCUCGAGGCUGCUGACUUUGACGAGGCGGAACUAGAUGAUCUCCAUGUCGAGUCGCCUACAGUAGAGGGCCACGAAGAGGGUGUCCUAGGGACCGAGAGGAGGUACAGCCUGGGCGGUGACAGUGACGAUGAGAGCUCCAGCGGGGCGAAGAAGGAGGCCAGCGGGAAGAGGGCGCGUUAA